GUCAGGAGGCUGAUUAUUUUUCGCUGGAUCGUAACUCGGGUUCGUCGCGUUUCGUCUACUAAUGGUGAAGAAAAUUGUAAAUUUAACGUGAAAAAUCCUGUUUUUCGUGGUCGAUUCGUGCGGAAAAGUGUUCGUCCGAGUGUGAAGUGGAAUUUAGUGGUGGAUUUCGAACGGAGUUUGUGUGCUAAAUAGUGCAGUGUCGUCGUGUCUGUAGUUCUACGUGCUUUAUGUGUCUAGCGAGAAGAAAGUAACCGCAGUGCGAAACGAUUCACUCGCCAACAACGGAAAACCGAAAUGGGGUGUUACACAAUACCAUCGGCAGCAUCCUUCUUGAUUUCGUGGUGAGCUCCGCCGAAUUGCUCCGGAUUUCUGUGGUUUGGUUGAAGCAAAAACUAUCGUCCAAUCAUGAAGAGAAUCAAAUAACGACUAUAAUCGGAAGCUUCGCAACACAAUCCAUCAUCUAGAGGAGAAGAAAUACCGAAACCAACUCCCAAAAAACAUCCCCAUCCUGUGUCAGUGAGUCAUUCCGAGUAUCGAUUUUGACCAGUCGCGACUAGAAGCGACGUCGUCGACAACGACGGAAAGGAAGAAAGCGACCAGUGUUGGUGUUUUGUGCUGGGGGUGGGUAAGGUGCCCCGAAAAUUCGUCGCGCAAAGUGAUAGAAUAAGAAAAGCUUUCGUCAGCUCUUUGUAGUGCUCGGCUGUCAUCAUCUCCUUGUGUUGCAAUCCGAAAACGGAGUGUCUUUGGAGAGAAGAAUCUGUGUGGUUGUGGUUACGGAGGGCGAGGAGGGGGGAAAAUAAGACAAAAAGAAACUAGAGCCCUGCAAAAGGGGUACACGUGAUUUGUGAAAUUAGGUGAAACCGGACCAGGGAGCAGUAAGGACAAAGUGUCACGCCAUCGACCUUAGAGCUUGGCUCGAUGCUUUUACGGUGUCUGGAAAAUAUGGGCUGGUCUCGUCGGGUUCUGUGAGUUUGGUUUUUUGUUUCUAUAAGUGGUUGCCAGUUAAGUGAGUUCGUCGGAAGCGAUUGCUGGAAAGACGUCGCUCAGAUCAGGAUUAUCAGGACACCUGCGGACGCAAAACGGAUUGGUUAGAGAACAUGGAAGGCUCAGGCGAUGGAUCACCUCAAUCAUCGAUGUGUAUGGUGAAGGCGGCUGAGCUUUUCCCCAAACCAGUGCUCGAGAAGGAGGAAGAAAAGCUCACCGUCCGGUUCAACGAAUUACCUGGAGAAUCCGUCAAAUAUCUCGGUCAAACGGACGACGGUAUUCUAGCGUUGUCCAACUAUCGAUUGUUCUUGCUGAAGAACUCCACCGGGGCGGAAACGUCUGUGCCUCUAGGGUUGAUCGAGUCUAUCCAGAUCAGAGACCUGUUUCAUCUGACAGCCAACUGCAAAGAUGCUAGUACAGUAAAAUGCUCAUUUUCCACGUCGGAGCAGUGUUCCGAGUGGCAACGGCGGAUAUCUCUGUCGAUUGGCGUUCCGGAGACACUCGAAUCACUGUUUGCCUUUCCAUUCCACGCGUGGGCAUCGGAACUGCCAACGCUGAACCAGGAUAACGAAUGGUACGGUCGGUUGCAGCGAGUCGGCAAUUACGACGACGAUUUCCGUAAGGAAGUCGAACGCCUACAGUUCGACCUACAGGGAGCCUGGCGGAUAAGUCAUGCCAAUGCAGAGUUCAAACUGUGCCCAUCGUAUCCAAGACUGCUGCUCGUGCCAGCAUGUAUAUCAGACGAUACUCUGCAGAACGUUGCGAGCUUCCGAAGUUCCAGGCGCAUUCCAGCCGUGGUCUGGAGACACGAGCGCACUGGAGCCGUUAUUGCUCGCUGCAGUCAACCGGAAGUCGGCUGGCUUGGGUGGAGAAAUUCUAAAGAUGAACAACUCCUGAAAGCUCUCUCAGAUGCCUGUGCAUUCGAUCGCGGCACACAAGACUCGAGAACCCGCCUCAAUUCGACAGCAUCUAGUGAAAGCAAUCCACCCAGCCCCGAAGGUAGUCAUGAGGAGGUGGAGAUGGAGGAACCUAAGAAGAUAUUGAUCGUUGAUGCGCGAUCGUACGCUUCAGCAGUUACAAAUCGUGCGCGUGGUGGAGGCUGCGAGUGUCCAGAGUACUACCCAAGUGCUGAGAUACAGUUUAUGAGUCUCGGUAAUAUUCACGUUAUUAGGAAAAGUUUUCACACGCUGCGACAACUCUGUGCAUCGCAGCCGGAUAUACCAAAUUGGUUGAGCUUGUUGGAGCGCACCAUGUGGCUACAGCAUAUGUCCGGACUUUUAGCAGCAUCAAUGGUCGUAUGUCAUGCGAUAGAGCGUAGCGGUCGUCCAGUAUUGGUGCACUGUUCCGACGGUUGGGAUCGUACACCACAGAUUGUUGCCACAGCUCAGCUCUGUCUUGAUCCGUACUACCGCACGAUCGAAGGAUUCCGGGUAUUAGUUGAACGAGAAUGGCUCAGUUUCGGACAUAAAUUCUCCGAUCGCUGUGGACAUGGUCCCGGUUCGGACGAAACAAACGAACGCUGUCCGGUGUUCUUGCAGUGGCUAGACUGUGUCCAUCAAAUCCAUCGACAAUUUCCUUGUAGUUUCGAAUUCGAUAUGGGUUAUCUGAUCAAAUUGGCACAACACUCACAUUCAUGCCUGUUCGGAACGUUCCUCUGCAAUACGGUGAAGGAACGCCUGGAGAACAGCGUGCCGGAUCGUACCUUCUCGGUGUGGCCUUUCCUAUCGGGACCGAUGUACAAGAAUCACCUUUAUGUGCCGAAUCGGGAACGGGUUUUGUGGCCUGCGCAUAGCGUAAGAGAUUUGAGACUAUGGACUGAGGUUUACCUGGGAAGCUGGGGUGGUAAUCAGGGCUCGGCAGAUUAUCCAGCCAACGGCGACGGGGUGGCAGGCCAAGAACUGAACGGAUCAAUGACAAAAACUCGCUCAUACGGAGACCUUAUGACUGGUGUGAACGCUGGAGGCUUGACCAGGAGAUCCAGCGAUCCAAACAUGACUGUCGAUUCUAGCAUUCUCGCUGGUACGUUGAACCUCUCCCAAGAGAACUCCAUCGAUUCCAACAUGUCCUCGGAUCGGGAAGUAUCACCCGAUCUGAUCAAUCAUCACACCAGCUCGCUGGCCAUCAUUCAGCACACUACUCAAAAGCUACAAAGUCUUACUCAGGAGCUUAACCAGUCCGACGAGGAACCGGAGAACCACGUCAAAAAUACGACGAAGCGCGCAGUGACUCCGACUGCCGACAGCACUACCCCGUCUAGUCUUUUUAUUAAUGGAAAUAGUGAUAGUUAUAACUUCAAACCAAUUGUUCCUGAACAGCCAACCGUGGCCAUAGCUCCUACGUCUAGUACUCCGCCGCCUCAGCAGAGGCACCAUCUGCUGGAUGAAAUCGACGAGAACACUUCGCGGAUCAUUAAGAUCGAGAGCUACCUGGAGACAACGGACGUGGUCGACGGGAAGCGUGCAGGACUGCGGAUCGCCAAGCCUAUUCCCGCCUGCGAUGUAAACGGAGGGCUGGCUACGGCCGACAUGAUGGAGAGUGUAGACUUGAGCGGAAAAUCCCCGUCACCACCCCCGCCAGUGGUUCCCACAUCACCUCAGCAUGCCAUCAGUGGAGGCAACUUGUGGCACGGUUCGAUCGAAACCAGCACGGAUACGCUCGUGCCGCUUGAUCAGUACUCGUCCCCGAAAAGGAUUAUUCAGCUUAGUGAAAGCAGUGGCGAAGACGACGGACCCGGACGAAUCGUCAAGGACAUCGACGAGGACGAUAACGAUGACGACGAGGAGGAGGAAGAGGACGGCAGUCACAAUCGAGAAAAUAGUAUUAGUUUAGACCUAGGAAGUAACGGUAGACAUGACGAGCCCCACGAAGACUCGACCGCCAGAACCGGUGGCAGCGACUUUGCGACUUCGAUUACUACUCAGACUGGUGAUAGCAACGGAUGUGAUCUAUUUAGUGAUAGUAUGGAUAAAGAUAGGAAAAAAUACAAUCAAGGAAGUGAAAUUAAUCAAACCCCCACACCAAAAGAGGAAACUGACAGCAGUCGGACGAAAAGCGCUGCGACAGAUUUGCAUCGAGUAUCGUCCCAACCGAUAGCUAUGCUAAACGGGUCCGUCGCCAGCUACAGCAAAGUGCUAAAGUGCUCGAACCCAAUGGACGAGAGUAUCAUCAUGCAGCCGCAGUUUCAGCAACUAGAAAUCAACGGCAAAUCGUCGUCGAGCGAAAACGGCACCCAUCAUCAGUCCCAAACCAACCACCAGACGCAUCAACUUCAACAUCAACAGCAGCAACAGCAACAGCACACAUCUUCUCACCACCAACCGCAAAACCAGCGACGAAGACGUAACUCAUCAAACUCGAAAAACGACAUGAGCCCCAACAAGCCUACCAAUGGAAGUAUAUCCCCAAGUGCCACAAACUCUCGCUUCUCGACACCGGGUGCCCGCUCACUGCCACUGACCCCACCGAGCGUGCCAUUCUCGAUCCAAACUCCACCGGCAGCCGCCCUGUCCUGUCCGGACGGGUUGGCUCAUGCUCUAUCGGAGCAGAACCUACGGCUGCAGCAGAUCGUCUACGAGAAUAGACUAAGAGAGGAGGCACUGCAACGUGAGCUGUACGCCACUCGGUUAGCCCUGCUGGGAAAAACCUGCCACCAUUGCAGCAACCAGCAGUACGGUAAUGAUGACCCGGUGUACGGCAACUGCGAUACCCCUUGUGAUAAGACUCGUGUAGAACCGAAGGUGGUUACUUUUUCCGUCGAAGAAGACAGCGAAGACUCUGACAAAAUCGACCUCGCGGUGAAGGUACCGAAAGACGACGAUAAUAUUCCAACCGAUCCUAGCCUUACGAUAACGACGAUGUUAAUGAUGACCGCGUCGACAAAGGACGUGGACCUUUGCUUCCAUGACAUUGAAAACGACCCAGACCCGGAUCUGGAAGAACGAGGGAUCCGUCAGUACUGGGAACAGUACCGCGAACGGUCGAGCCAUACUCGGAAGAUAUGCUUCACCAUUCGUAGGUUGCUCGACCGGCUUCGAGUCAAACGCGGUACCGAUGAUUGUAACGAUUCUGAGUCGUUGGCAUCCUUGGUCGACUCGAUGAACGAAAAUGCCUCCAACUGCUCGUGGGAAGCGGUCGAUGAGCGCAGUGCUCCAUCGUCCGGAGCGAACUCUUCGCAGCAAAUCACCAGCAGCGUCCUGUGGGUACCGGACCACGCCGUUUCCCGGUGUACCACGUGUCAGACGGAGUUUUGGCUCGGCCGGCGAAAGCAUCACUGUCGAUCGUGUGGCCAGAUUUUCUGCGCUGACUGUUCCGAAUACUGGGCACCGCUUUCCGACGGGAAGCUAUUCCAAACGGUUCGCUUGUGUGCACCCUGCUAUCAGAACGUUUGCGGCAAGAUCGCUAGUAGCCAUCAACCGUCAACGAGCGGUAGCGUAAUUGUAACUAGUACCAAUAGCAGUAGCACCGGCAACAACUACAACAGCAAUAGCAUGAAUGGAAGUAUCCUAGUAGCUGCCAAACAGCACAAUGUAUCAUCUUCAUCAUGUGUAAACCAGCUAACAAAUAGCAGUAACAAUGUGGCGCAUGCCUUGAUGACAACCGUCAAUACUGCAGUCAUGGGCGGUAUGCCCAACAGUUUGGAUAACUGCAAGCUCGUUAUUUCUGCGGUGACUAGUACAUCAUGUAGUGCCAGCGCUAACAGUGGUAAUGAUCGUGAAACUUGUAAAGCUACUACUGCUACGAACUAAAUGCACGUCCCGAGGAAACAAAAAACCUUUGUCAUGUUUGGCAUGUAAGUCCCCAUAUUUUAUUUUCUUCAACCUACCUACUUUAUUUAUGUUCUGUCCCGUAGCUUUUUGUUGUAAUGUUUCUUUUAACUGUGUACAGUGUUUGUUUACAUUUUAUUUAUUAUUUUUACCUCACUACUCGAGGAACACGCUGCAAAUGUUGAUAAAUGUCUCACAGAUCGAGGAUUAAGACAAACCAUACUGAAAAGUUGAAUGUUUCUUUGAGAGAUGAAACUUUUUCAAAACAGAUGAGUAAAAUAUAUAUAUGCAACAUAUAAUGUUACAAAAUGGUGAAAUAUUGAUAUAAAUAUAACUUAAUGAAAAUAAAUGAAAAAAGCGCCGUAUAACAAGCAUACAUAAACAAAGAACACAUAGUAAGCAACCUAUUAGAGAGGAGUCUGGAACAUC
Molecule: messenger RNA, 6176 nt
Organism: Aedes aegypti (yellow fever mosquito)
Lineage: Eukaryota; Metazoa; Arthropoda; Insecta; Diptera; Culicidae
Product: myotubularin-related protein 3
Exons: 15
Coding region: 1098-5729 (1543 amino acids)
Biological process (GO): dephosphorylation; regulation of autophagy
Molecular function (GO): protein phosphatase binding; phosphatidylinositol-3,5-bisphosphate 3-phosphatase activity; metal ion binding
Source: RefSeq, a predicted model, not a curated record